Varanus komodoensis (Komodo dragon) is the source of this 1187-nucleotide messenger RNA. It is a transcript of the gene FAM32A, whose product is annotated as family with sequence similarity 32 member A. The record is from RefSeq and is a predicted model, not a curated record. The transcript has 4 exons. NCBI's taxonomy places the organism in Eukaryota, Metazoa, Chordata, Lepidosauria, Squamata, Varanidae. Bases 70 to 411 code for a protein of 113 amino acids. Gene Ontology annotation, cellular component: nucleolus.
CGGAAGCCCCCCGCGCCUUUCUGGCUUCCCAUUGGCCAGCGCGCCGGUCGCUUCCUGUCGGCAAGGAAAAUGGCGGAGUACGCCGCUGUGCAGCGCGGCCCGCUGCGGCUCAAGGGCGGCGGCGGCGCGGCGGCCGCGGGGAAGCGGAAGAAGAAGCCGGGCCAGGAGAAGCACAAGAUCGUGGAGCAGACCGUGAGCAGCAAGACGCAGGAGGAGGAGGCCGAGAAGCGGGGGCUGGACAAGCGCACCCCGGCCCAGCUGGCCUACGAGAAGAUGCAGGAGAAGCGGAAGAUCGAGCGCAUCCUGAAGAAGGCGUCCAAGACCCACAAGCAGAGGGUGGAGGAUUUCAACCGGCACCUGGACACCUUAACCGAACAUUACGACAUUCCCAAAGUCAGCUGGACCAAAUGAAGUCGUUUUUUAAUUCCGUUUCCGCCUGAGAGCUUUGCUAGACACCGUCUUUUCGGUAACUAAGUUGGAAUUACAUUCUUGCGUUCAAAAUUUAAUCCCCCCCCCCGUAGCUUAGCUUUCUCUCUGUAUUUCUCUAGCUAACCCGCUCCCAUAUUUAAAAAAAAUCAUCUUUACAUAAUUAAAGUGGAAAUACCAAUGCCCAUCGUUCAGGACUUGGUUGCAAAUAGUCAAUAAAUAACAAUAAGUCGUCGCUUUUCAUUUUGCAUAUCUGAAUUUUGCCUGCUUUGAGGGGACAGCAGGAGAAUAGCUGGAAAUUUGCAAUUUUACCUGGUUCGGUUAUUUUGAAAAAUGCUUGUAAAAUGAUUUAUUGCAAGCUGGUCCUGGUUUGGUUAUGUGAAAAAUAUCUGCAAGAAUUCAUGGCAAGCUGGUCCUGGUUUGGUUAUUUGAAAAAUAUUUGCAAGAAUUCAUGGCAAGCUGGUCCUGGUUUGGUUAUUUUGAAAAAUAGUUGCAGCAAUUCAUGGCAAGCUGUUCCUGGUUUGGUUUUUUUGAGAAAUAUUUGCAAGAUUUCAUGGCAAGCUGUUCCUGGUUUGGUUAUUUUGAAAAAUAUUUGCAAGACUUCAUGGCAAGCUGUUCCUGGUUUGGUUAUUUGAAAAAUAUUUGCAAGAUUUCAUGGCAAGCUGUUCCUGGUUUGGUUAUUUUGAGAAAUAUUUGCAAGAAUUCAUGGCAAGCUGUUCCUGGUUCGGUUAUUUUGAGAAAUAUAUUCAAUUUAAGCACAA